Messenger RNA from Aspergillus glaucus CBS 516.65, 1080 nucleotides. Its product is annotated as RNA-binding ATPase activator ESF2. The record is from RefSeq and is a predicted model, not a curated record. Bases 1 to 1080 code for a protein of 359 amino acids. Gene Ontology annotation, molecular function: RNA binding. Gene Ontology annotation, biological process: small-subunit processome assembly; endonucleolytic cleavage in 5'-ETS of tricistronic rRNA transcript (SSU-rRNA, 5.8S rRNA, LSU-rRNA); endonucleolytic cleavage to generate mature 5'-end of SSU-rRNA from (SSU-rRNA, 5.8S rRNA, LSU-rRNA). NCBI's taxonomy places the organism in Eukaryota, Fungi, Ascomycota, Eurotiomycetes, Eurotiales, Aspergillaceae. Gene Ontology annotation, cellular component: nucleolus. The transcript has a single exon.
AUGACAACCCGCAAGCGCAACGAAUUCCUCGACCCCAUCUCCGACGAAGAUGAAGGCAGCGACGCAGGAUACGACUCUGAAGCCGCGGAGGAGACGAAAGGCCGGGGUAUGAAGCGGCGACGGACGGAGCCGAUGCGCGGGUUUUUGGACGCUGGUAGUGAGGAUGAGGAUGAGGAUGGUGAUGAGGGGGCGUCAGAUGGAGAGGAUGAGAAGAUUUCGCGAGCGAAGAAGGGCAAAGGGAAAGCCAAGCGCAAAACCGACGACGACGACGACGAAGAACAACGCGAAACUGAAGGAGAAGCCCAAUACCUCGACGCAACAACAACAACAACAACCACCUCCUCGAAAACCGAGAAACCCCUAAAACCCAAACCCCUCGACAAAAGCAAGCCUCCCAAAAAGAACAAAACCGGCGUCAUCUACUUCUCCAGCCUCCCCCCCUACCUGCGUCCUUUCGCUCUAAAGGGACUUUUAGAGAAAUACGGUUUCGCACCCGUAACAAGAGUCUUCCUAAACCCCUCCAUACCCUCCGCCUCCGCGCCGCGCCGCCGCUCCAACAAGCGUAAAACCUACUCCGACGGAUGGGUCGAAUUCGCCUCCAAGAAGACUGCGAAGCUCUGCGCGGAGACGCUCAAUGCGAAUAUCGUGGGCGGGAAAAAGGGAGGCUGGUAUCAUGAUGAUGUGUGGAAUAUGAAGUAUUUGAGGGGGUUUAAGUGGGCGGAUUUGAUGGAGCAGGUGCAGCGGGAGAGGAGUGAGAGGGAGGCGAAGAGGAGGGUUGAGGAUGCGAGGGCGAAGAAGGAGGAGAAGGUGUUUGUGGAGGGGGUUGAGAGGGGGAGGGUGUUUGAUGGGAUGGCGAAGAAGAGUGAGGAGAAGAAGAGGAGGAUGCCGGAGGUGGAGGCGGAUGUGCCUGUGGAGAAGGUGCAGGAGCGACGGAAUGCUGGUGAGGGGGGAAAGAAGGGCAAUGUUCGGAGACUGUUUAAGCAGAAUGAGGUUAAGACGCCGAGGGAUAGGAUCAAGAAGGAUGAUGGUGCUGCUGCGCUGGGGGAGGAUACGAAGAGGGUGUUGGGGAAGAUUUUCUGA